Cladophialophora carrionii CBS 160.54 is the source of this 1431-nucleotide messenger RNA. RefSeq lists its product as uncharacterized. The coding region runs from base 1 to 1431 and encodes 476 amino acids. Lineage: Eukaryota; Fungi; Ascomycota; Eurotiomycetes; Chaetothyriales; Herpotrichiellaceae. The record is from RefSeq and is a predicted model, not a curated record. The transcript is spliced from 4 exons.
AUGGACAAGAAAAACCCAAACUGGGGAUCUGUCCGAUCCAAGUUGACGCAGGAAGGGUACAUGUAUAGGAUGAAACUCGGAAAUCCUCCCACAGGGAGCGACAAACAUUCCUCGCAGCAGCCCCCCUCGUCCUCGAUUUCAUCGAGCAAGGUACAGCUCGGCCUGCCAGCAGGAGAUCAUGCUCCCAGACCUGUUCCGAGCAGCGUGUUGGACCCAGACAGAGCAGCGGUGGAGCUUCGUACAAUCUCUGGACUCCUCGUCCAGCUCAACCUUGGCCGGGCUUUCAGGAGCGAUCAUCAUCUGGACCCAAACGCCGCGAUUGAGUUCUUGUCUAGAUGCUUUGCGCCGUUUGUCAUACAUCGUCGCAAUAAAAGUAUCGGUUUUGAGCCCGGGGACUUUCUUGACCCUGUCAUGCUCGAAGACAACAUGUUGGCGCAAGCUUUGGUCGUAUGGACCUCUGAAAUGCGAGAUCGAUUCAGUCCAGAGCCAGGAAGUGCGGGCGAGCUGCUAUUGGCACACCGCAGUACUGUGCUUCGCGAGCUCCGGGAGAGAAUCUCUUCAUCGGAAAGGUGCACCUCCGAUCCUGUGAUGUGGACCAUCCUCAUGUUAGCUGCAACCGAGCUUGUGCAGGAUAACAUGCAGGCCAUGGGAACGCAUCUUGGCGCUUUGCGGCACAUUAUCUAUCUCAGAGGCGGUGUAAACUCCACGAGUUCGAGCGAACGGGUCAAGCUCAUUCUUCUGCAAUUUGAAAGAUUCUUGAACUACCGGCAGUUUGACCAUGUUAGGAGUGCAGGGUUCGGCGACGCAUCAUCAGUGGCUGAACAACAUACGCAUUGCCCCUUUUCACCAGAGUUCAAGGAUCGGAUGGCUAAAUUGCCUCCGGGAUUCGCGGAAAUAUCUGGCGUCUGUCCGAUGAACUUGCAGAUCCUAAGCCUGAUUGAACGAAUACACCAAUGGAACCAGCAGCUUGCAGACAUUGCUCAAGUAGGUCAAGAAGGAGAGGCUAACCAAAGUAUCGCGGAUGCGAUGUCCUUUGAUUCAUUUCGAGCCUUCGACCUGCUGCAACAGGGCAGGCUUGGGGCGAUAGAACGCUUGCUGGCUCUUGGGCUGUGUGCGUUUUGCAUUUAUAUGAACGGUCAAAUCGUCUACUCCGUAAUGGAAUGGGCUCUCCGGCUCCAUUGCAUGGCACAAGUCACGAAGCAGAUGGAUCCCUUCGAGGAAGACGCCCGCCGGAGCAUGAUCUGGGUCGCAACAGUCCUCAUGGCAACAGGCGGAAAUGGCUCUCCGUCAUGGCAAUUGGGAGGACGAAUUAUUCGUGCAUGUCGUGGCGCACAUUCGCUCCUGCAGGCCAUUGCCCAAAGAAACCAGAGAUCUUAUUUUUGGCACGCAGAUCUGACCGAGAAAUUAAUGGCUGCCGCUCUGCCCGGAUGA